This is a messenger RNA of Manacus vitellinus (golden-collared manakin), 2992 nucleotides long. It is a transcript of the gene FGF1, whose product is annotated as fibroblast growth factor 1. Lineage: Eukaryota; Metazoa; Chordata; Aves; Passeriformes; Pipridae. The coding region runs from base 93 to 560 and encodes 155 amino acids. Gene Ontology annotation, molecular function: fibroblast growth factor receptor binding; growth factor activity. Gene Ontology annotation, cellular component: cytoplasm. The record is from RefSeq and is a predicted model, not a curated record. The transcript is spliced from 4 exons. Gene Ontology annotation, biological process: animal organ morphogenesis; fibroblast growth factor receptor signaling pathway; regulation of cell migration.
CCAAGCCCAGGAUACUUGAGCCUGGCAGCUAACCCUGAGGAUAAAGAUCAGAAAAGAGGCAGAAAAAGCUCGGCUGUGGGAGAGGCUGCGGGAUGGCCGAGGGAGAAAUCACCACCUUCACCGCCCUGACCGAGAAGUUCAACCUGCCCCCGGGGAACUACAAGAAACCCAAACUCCUGUACUGCAGCAACGGGGGCCACUUCCUACGGAUCCUCCCGGAUGGCACAGUGGAUGGGACCAGGGACCGAAGCGACGAGCACAUCCAGCUCCAACUGAGUGCAGAAAGCGUGGGAGUGGUGUACAUAAAGAGCACCCAGUCGGGGCAGUACCUGGCCAUGGACACCAACGGGCUGCUCUAUGGCUCGCAGUUACUGGGUGAGGAGUGCCUGUUCCUGGAAAGGGUCGAAGAAAACCAUUAUAACACGUACAUCUCCAAAAAGCACGCGGAUAAGAACUGGUUUGUGGGUCUGAAGAAGAAUGGGAACAGCAAGCUGGGGCCGCGGACUCACUACGGCCAGAAGGCGAUUCUCUUCCUCCCACUGCCCGUCUCGGCUGACUAAGCCCCAUCCCAGAAGCUCAGAGAUGACCCCAAAUACCAAAACCCAACUGCUGCCGCCUCCUUAGAGCUCGUUAGAGCUCCGAGCUUUAGGUCAAGGCUUUACCAAAACUAGCCAAAGCAGAGCUCCUCAGCUCUGCACAAAAGCUUUGCAGAGAUGAGGGGAAGAGUCCUGACACCCUCCCAAGAGCCACCAACCCCCCUGGCUCCCCCUGCCCUCCACUGUCUGCUGUUGUGUGCCAUGACCACGCUGCAGCUCCUGGGGACAGGCACCCAGAAACCUGCCCAAAGGGCACCCCAAGGUCACCCCAGUUACCAGAGAAGUGCAUGCUUUGUGUCCCCAGGCAUUCUAAGGCAAAACCUUCCUGGAUACUGUGUAUUAAUGUAUUUAUCUAUCUAAGUAUGCAGCUUCUAACGUACCCUCAAACAAUCUCAUAUUGGACCAUCAGUCCUGUUAUCCAGGGCCAGCCUGGUGAAUGCUGGCCAAUAUCCUUGGUGUGUUAAGCUGAACAAGCAGGCAAAGCUCCAGUCCCAGACCUUGGCCUCCCUCACAACACCAGUAGUGCUGUAUUUCAUGUACCUACCAUAUAUUAUUAGUAUUUAUUUAUCAAGUAAGUACGUCUCUUCUACAAUCUGUUCAUAGGUAAUUCCAGGCACCAAAGCCCCUUGAUGCUGUCCCAGUGAGGAAGGGGCAGUGGCAGUCAGUGACUGGUGUGAAGGUGUGAUGCACAGCAGGAAGAUGCUGCAUGACAGUGGCAGCACAUUGCACCCAUUCCCAGGGGUAUUCCCCCCACUGCUCUGGUGUCUGGCUACAUGGGGCUCUAAAAAUGCCACUGGAGCCCCUUGAUGACUCCCAAACCCUGUGAGAAGCUGUUUCUCCUCACCUGGCAUGAUGCAGCUCAAGAGCAGCUCAAGAGCCACUCCUGCCAUGUGAGAGCAUCACAGGAGCACCAAGCUGCCACACUGUACCCAGAGCAUCCACAGCUUCUCUGGAAAACCUGUGCCAGGGCCUCACCACUCACCCUCACAGGGAGGAAUUUCUCCCUAAUAUCUAAUCUAAAUCUACUCUUCUUCAGUUUAAAGCCAUUCUCCCUUGAUUUAUCCUGCCAUCAUGGACAGGGACAAGAAGUGCUCCCUGCUCCCGACAAAUCCAGAUCAACCAUCUCUACACAAGAGAGGAAUAAAGAGCACUCUGCCUUGCAUAUUUCUGCAACAGCAAUUAGUCACUAAUUACUGCACUUUACAAUCGCUCUAAUUACUGCACUUCUGCACUUGCUGGCUCUGAAACCUUCUCCCCAGCACUGAUAGCAUCACAGGUAAUCCCAGUGCUCCUGGGCAAACAGGGAGCUGGCAUAGGAAUGGCAGAGCUGUGGCUGUGAAGGAGCCUGCACCAACUCCUUGCACCUUCUCAUUGCCAUGGCCCUUCAGUGCUGCUUCUCACCUGUGAGAUCCACGUGGAAAUCGAGUGGAAAGGUGAAUUUUGCUAAUCCUGUAGGUACCAGCUGCUCCUCUUGUCUUCUACACAGCAACAUUCCUGUACAGCUGCCCACAGGGAGGGCAGAUGGGUGGUCUUGGAAGUAUUUACUCUGUGCACACUGAAUGCUUGAGGGACCACAAACACAAAUUUUCAGUUUUUACUUAGAAUUCCCAACAGCCAAAAAGGCACAUUUUUAAUAUAUAUAUUUCUACAUACCAACUAAAACAUUUCAAUUAGAAGAAAACAAUAAUGCUUACAAAAAAUCUACUCUGCAUUGUUGCCUUCCCCCCUCAAAAAGGUUAGGUACAGCAGUGGGAUAACUUUGGAGUUUUUCAGUAUCCCUGUGUCCCAGGUAAGCCUGAACAGGCAAACACCUGUGAUUUGCAGUGUUGCCUUAUUUUCACAUCUAAGCCCAUUAAUAUAACUCACACCAGAGCAGACACAGCUCCCUGCAACCUUUCAGCUGGCAAGCACUACCCCAUGGAGGUGUCUUCAUCAUCCUCAUGCGUUCCCUCAUCCUACAUCUGCAGGGACAUGGAUCCCUCAACAGGUUGGACCCCUCCACCUCUGGCAUCAGUGCUGCUCUGAACUUCUAAUUGCUUCACUGCAGUGGAUAAGAGUUGAGAAGUACCUGGCAGUGCCCAGUAAGGACAGAAUAUCUGCCAAAAUCCUGGAUUUCAGCCAACAAGCUGCCGGGAGAGAAAGGCCAAGAGAGGGACCCAAACACUACUGAUGGCCCUGGCUCAGCUGCUAUCACAGGUCCAGCACGAUAUUCCUACGGCAAACAAAAAGCUGGGCAAGACAGAGGGAUGUGGAAGGCUGACAACAUCAACACUCUUCUUAAACACCGUGGUUGCUUUCCCUGUGAAAGGCCGGGCUGUCACUCAAGUCAAGAAGUGAAUGAAUGCAUGAGCGGGAGAUGCAGGUUUCUAAUUAAACUGGAAAGUUGGAACGUGUAA